Polyodon spathula (Mississippi paddlefish) is the source of this 588-nucleotide messenger RNA. RefSeq names its product troponin C, slow skeletal and cardiac muscles. The transcript has 6 exons. The coding region runs from base 83 to 568 and encodes 161 amino acids. Gene Ontology annotation, molecular function: calcium ion binding. Gene Ontology annotation, cellular component: myosin II complex. NCBI's taxonomy places the organism in Eukaryota, Metazoa, Chordata, Actinopteri, Acipenseriformes, Polyodontidae. The record is from RefSeq and is a predicted model, not a curated record.
UGCUCUCUGUGUUUGGAACACCUCUCUCUCUCUUUCUCUCUCUCUCUCUGCUGCACCUCGGCUCAACUGACAGCCACCAGCUAUGGGUGACAUUUACAAAGCAGCGGUUGAGCAGCUCACAGAGGAACAAAAAAAUGAGUUUAGGGCAGCCUUCGACAUCUUCGUGCAGGAUGCGGAGGACGGCUGCAUCAGUACCAAGGAGCUGGGGAAGGUGAUGAGGAUGCUGGGGCAGAGCCCUACCCCAGAGGAGCUGCAGGAGAUGAUCGACGAGGUGGAUGAAGAUGGCAGUGGCACAGUUGACUUUGACGAGUUUUUGGUCAUGAUGGUGAUGUGUAUGAAAGAUGACAACAAAGGAAAAUCAGAAGAGGAACUGGCAGAACUCUUCAGAAUGUUUGAUAAAAAUACAGACGGAUACAUUGACCUUGAGGAGCUGAAGUUCAUGCUGGAUACUACGGGAGAAACUAUUACCGAAGAUGAUAUAGAAGAGCUGAUGAAAGAUGGUGACAAAAACAAUGAUGGAAAGAUUGAUUACGAUGAGUUCCUUGAGUUCAUGAAGGGAGUGGAAUAAACAUCAAGCAAAGGAGAAGA